Tachysurus vachellii is the source of this 2687-nucleotide messenger RNA. RefSeq names its product BICD family-like cargo adapter 1. NCBI's taxonomy places the organism in Eukaryota, Metazoa, Chordata, Actinopteri, Siluriformes, Bagridae. The transcript has 10 exons. The record is from RefSeq and is a predicted model, not a curated record. Gene Ontology annotation, biological process: vesicle transport along microtubule; Golgi to secretory granule transport. Bases 109 to 1647 code for a protein of 512 amino acids.
UCCUUCCAUCCUUCCACCUCUCUGCUUCAUUUGAACUCAGACUAACAAGAGAACGUCCACACUGAACUUGUGAAGCGUUACAUCUCAUCUAAACCUGUUUCUGAGUGCAUGAUGAGUCGGCUGGAGGAGCUUUGUUUUCGGGUGCACAGAAUGGACUUAGAGGAGGAUUUCUACCCAUAUGGAGACGGAGGCGAGCUGCGCGCAGCCCUGCGCCGGAAAGAGGAAGAGCUCGUGCUCGCGGCUCAGCUCGGGAACGCGCUUCUGACCGAGAACCGGCAGCUGAAGGAGGAGAAGAACAAACUGCAGGAACAGAACACGGAGAAGAUCGAGGAGCUGGAACAGGACAGACACAAUCUGAGGCUGAAGCUUCAGGGAUGCCAGGCUCAGUGGGAGAGUCAGGUGGCCGAGCUGGAGCGGGACGUCCGGGUGCUGAACGCUCGGGCUGAACGACUGACGAGGCAACUGAACGAGGCAGAGAGGGAGAAGAGUCGGAGUGAAGAGCAACACAACCAGAUCAGUCAGCAGCUUCAGGAGCAGCUCCAGGCGGCCAUGGAGGUGAAACUGGCCGUUACGGCUGAGCUACAGAGCCUGAAACAGGAGCUGGGAGAGAAAGGCCAACCAAGACUACAAGAUGAAGAAAUGCUCAGUGUCCUUAAAGAACAAGUUGCACGACUGACGGAGCGGGAACAGUCUCUGGAACAGAGGUUGGAGACAGUGUGCAAAGAGAACGCUGGUCUGCGAGACAGUGUGUCCUCACUAUACACACAACUGGCCCUACAAGAGCAACAGAUUAACACACAAACACAACAGCUGGCAGAAGCCUGGCAGGAAGUGGAGCUUAGGAAAGACAAAGUACAAGAUCUCCAGUCUCAGAUAGAGGAACUACAGGAAGAAGUUUCUCUCCAGAGGACCGCUGAUGGGAACACAUCCCUGCUUUCAGAGAUGGAGCGUAGCCUAGGGGCCAUCAACUGGAGCCAAGACAAGGAGCAGGUCGUACAGGAAGUGAGCACCAUCUUACACAUGCUGCUUCCUAUUUCCCGUGGUUCUGAGGCCCUGUGCAAUCAAGAUGAUAGACUGCAAAGCAUGCUGGGACAGCUGAAGAGUGCAGCAGAAAGGAUUGUGCACAAUGAGACACUGCAGGAGAUGAACAGGCCCAUUGUAGGAGGAGACACGGCGCUGUGUGAGAAUACAUCCUGGAUACAGGAGCUGCGAGAUCAGAACACACAGCUCUUAAAUGAGAACGCUGAACUCCGGCUCAAAGCUGACAGCAGGCUGGAUAAAGAGAUCAUUCAAAGAGCUAUUAAAGACAGAGAUGACGCCAUUUCAAAGAAAACAGCAGUGGAGGCAGAACUGGUGCGGUGCAGAAAUGAUAUGAUGUAUCUGAACAACCAACUGCUGGAGGCCAUCCAGCGUAAACUGGAGCUGUCUCAGGAACUGGAGGCCUGGCAGGAUGACAUCCAGGUAAUCAUUAACCAGCAACUGAAGAGCCAAACAGAGCAGCAGAUGCAGUCAAAGAGGUCAGGAGGAGGUCGCCUGUCUUUUUUCCGCAAACCACUGAAAGCAUCGUCCUCUGUGUCCUGCAUACCAGAAGCCACUGCAGUGCCAAACCGCUCACCCUGGAAAAACUGGCUGAAUGUGGCCAAAUAAACUCAGACACAGUACAGGAAAUGUGUACACACCCAACACCUACACACACACACUGCUGUAUGGAGUGUUUCAGCAUCUGAAUAUCUAAUAUGUCUCUCUACAGGCUGUAAAGAAUUUAGUUCUCAGGUAAGAGGGCAGGUGAGCAAGCAUUGGGAAGGUCACGACGAAUCCCAUCAGAAAACACUAUUAAUAUAAUAAUUUAUCCUGGAAAUAUAGAUGGAUCAAGAUGAAGUGUGUGUAUUAAAAACCACAGCUGACAUUGAUGUCUGUGUGGUAAUGAAAUGAAAAAACAUUCACUGGAGGAUCACAGACUAUUUUCUGCUUAUGUUAUUUAUUUAAAAUUCAACAGAACAAAUCUAUAAUUUAGUGGCUGCUCUUACAGGAGAUAUUACAAGCCUUGUAGAGGAUGAUUCAGGAAAACCAUUUCUAUUGCUAUGAACCGCAUCAUUUAAAGCAUGCGAGAGUAAACGGAAAUGUGUUCGUACAGCAUCUGCAAAACAGAACAAUAAAUUUUUGUAAAUAUUUUGAUUUUAAAUAUGGAAGAAUAACUCAUAUUGAGUUUACAGUAUUAUUAUAAAAAAAACAACACUGGAGAAUCUGAAUGUUUUGGGCUUGUUGUAUUGUAAGUAAAUGACUUUUCAGUAUUUAUCCUUCGUGCUACAUCAUGUUGCUCAUCUCUGGGUACAUUAACGUGCUGCGUGUCUUGAACAUUUCCAGCUCAUUUGUUCAUCGUCUGGCUCACGUGUACAUUAAGUGUGUUUUUUUUUUUGUUUUUUUUUUUUAAAAACAGACUCGUUUUAACUUAACUGCAUUAAGGAGCUGAAGGAUCAAAAGCCCAUAUAGCUGCCCUAUAAAGUUACACUUUAACCCAGUGUAUUAUUAUUAUUAUUAUUAUUAUUAUUAUUAUUAUUAUUAUUAUUAUUGAUCAGUAAUAAAUUGUAUGUAUAGAUAAAUAUGGUUCUAAAUGCAUGUUUAUAAUGUGAAUAAUAACUCAUGUGCAGUUCUUGCAUUAUACUGUACAAUAAAACUGUUUGAUUCCA